This is a messenger RNA of Malassezia restricta, 3723 nucleotides long. Its product is annotated as condensin complex subunit 1. The record is from RefSeq and is a predicted model, not a curated record. Gene Ontology annotation, cellular component: nucleus; condensed chromosome, centromeric region. The transcript has a single exon. Lineage: Eukaryota; Fungi; Basidiomycota; Malasseziomycetes; Malasseziales; Malasseziaceae. Bases 1 to 3723 code for a protein of 1240 amino acids. Gene Ontology annotation, biological process: mitotic chromosome condensation; mitotic cell cycle; meiotic chromosome condensation. Gene Ontology annotation, molecular function: histone binding.
AUGGACGUCGAAGCGGCUGAAUCGGCACCAUCCUCGUCAUCGUUUGACCUUGCAGAACAGUUAUUACGCUUGCAAGAAGAUGAUCUGGAUCUUGAAUAUGAUGUUGCUUCUUUCGACUCCGAGGCACAACAAAGUCACAUAACUCGCAUCGUCGAUGCCGUGGCCUUGUCAGCUACCUCCGUGCAGGAUGCCAAUAUAUACCAAUGCAUACUAUGCAGCAUUAAAUGCGUUGGAUCAAUGCACUCUGAUUUGUCGCAUCGGCUCUUGGAUACGCUAUUGAGUGGUAUGAAUGUCAUAUUGGACGAAAUCGCAGACAUGGAGCCGACCACUGUUGCGUCCUAUACGGAGCCACUUGAGCGAUAUGCCUUCCUUCUCAAGUGGAUGACGGAAAUGAUGGAAAAGCACAGAGAUCAGCAUGGGUCCUCUGACAAAGGCCUGAAGCGUGCAGCCGCUUCUACACGUAAAGGCGACGUAUCUUGGACGUGGACCUCUUCCCUCCCAUCUGUUCUUACCCUCAUGUCCAAGACGUUGCGCAUUGUAUCAGAACGUAUGUGGUCGUCAAAGGCGAUGCGAGAUACUUUUGUGUCUCGCUGUAUCCUGCAGCCUGUUAUGCUGUGCCAGGAAAAUGAGGCAUACCUUAAAGUACAAGUCAUCAAGCAGGGCAUGUUCAAGGUUCUGUGUCUAGCUGUGAAGCUACACGGUCAAGCCUUUCAUGUACAAACCAGCAUAUUACAAGCAUUGCAGUACUACGAGCACCUUGCUGAACCCAUGGCUGAAUUGCUCGGCGUAAUGCGCACAGACUUCGACAUCGAGCGGCUGGGCGAAGAUGUACUUCGCGACUUGGCCGCUAAAUCUUUCACGAGCCUCGACACGAAGAGCCCACGUAGUUUUGGGCGAUUCCUGGUACGAAUGACUGAACUUAAUCCACGCACUGUACUCAAGCAAAUGAGCUUGCUGGAACGGCAACAAGAGAGUGAAUCCUACCCCAUCCGCAAUGCUAUGAUCGAGGUGCAUGGUCUUCUGAUCAAGUAUCUUAGCAUGAGUGAAGAUGAUGUCGACAUCGCCCCCAAUGAGGAUGAUGAGGAUGAUGAUCGAAGUGCACCGCAAAAACAAAUGGACAUGCUGUUCGAGCGCUUGUUCGAGCGCUUCCUUGAUCUGACUACGUUUGUGCGGACCAAAGUCAUUCAAGUUUGCAGUAAAUUAUGCGACAUUCCAGCCAAGCUUCCAGCCCAGCGCCUCCGCAUGACUUCACUUGCGAUUCGGUCACUGGAGGACAAAGGUAGCCAUGUGCGUCGGAAUGCCAUCUCCCUCCUGAUCAAACUUUUGCUUACUCACCCCUACGGUGUCUUGCAUGGUGGCGAGCUCGAUGCCAGGGUGUGGACAGAGCGCCGUGAUGUGGUGCGGGCGGAGCUUGCCAGGGCCGAAGAACGUCUCGAAUUUCCUGUCACGGACGUUGAGCAGGAAGCGCCUCCGGACAAGACCAAGCCGCGUCGAUCCGACCUCGACCUCGAUGCACUUGCCGCCUCGCAACAAUCCAUGACACAGGCAGAACAAGACCAUCUCGUCAAGCUGCGGCUCACCGUGACGUACUAUGACGACGCUCUCCAUUUCGUGCACAUGGUAGAACAGGGAGUGCCGAUUCUCAUCCAGCUACUUGCGUCGACCAACAAAGCGGAGGUGUUGGAAAGCAUGGAGUUUUUCCGGGUCGCACACGAGUACAAGGUGCGUGGCGCAGCCGAUGGCGUGCGUGCGAUGGUACAUCUGAUCUGGGCGAAGGACAAUGCUCUCAUUAUGGAGGACGGCAGCCAAAUCAAGGGGGUUCGAAGCCGGCUUAUGGAGGUGUAUCGAUCGCUGUAUUUCAGUGCCUACCCCGGCCUUUCUCGCGCUGAGCAGGUCGCUCGCGUUUGCCGCAACAUGAUCGAGCGCACGUUUGGCGCAACACUCGCAGAGCUCACAAGUCUGGAGCAACUCUUUUGUCUGAUGCACGCGGAAGGUCUUGUGGAGCGUGCUGUGGUGGACAAACUGUGGGAAGUCUAUGCCAGCACGCGUCCGAUUUCACGCGCACAGCGCCGCGGCUCUAUUAUGGUUCUGAGUAUGCUGGCCAAGGCCGAGCGCGAGCUGGUGGCGGACAAAAUGGAUGUUCUUUUGCGUAUCGGUCUAGGCACCCUAGGCGCGAGAGACUUGGUGCUGUGCAAGCACACUUGCAUUGCCCUGCAGCAUGUGAGUGGGAGCGCGAAAAAGAUCAAAGGUGCUCUUAGCGACGAGAAUGUACGCUAUCCGAUGCACCACACCAUGUUCACACGCUUAAGUGCCGUGAUUGAAAUGACCACCGACGUGAUUGGGCGGCAUCCGGAAUGGUUCAGUGUGGCAGAGGCUGCCAUUGACGCCAUGUACUUGCUCGGCGAACAGCCCGAUGCCAUGUGCACAGACAUUGUGCGGCGCAUGUCGUAUGCAGCCUUCACACCGACUGGUCGUGCGGCGGAUGAUGCGUAUCGCAUGGCGCAGCUCGUAUUUGUGGUGGGCCAUAUGGGCCUCAAACAGAUGGUAUACCUCGAGCUCGUCGAACGCGAGUUCAAGCGACGCAAGUCUGUGCGAGAUGCUUCGAAUGACUCUUCGUCUAAGCGCACGUCCGAACUGGAUCAAGUGGCUGAGCAGGCCGAAGACGAUAUUGGUGAUACCAUGGCGUGGGUCCGCGAACAUGAGCUGCUAUUUGGACCGCAGAGUUUGCUGGCUUGCUACGGAACGCUCGUACCCUUCAUCUGCUCGAAUACGAGGCAGUAUCCUGACGCAUACCUGCAACGCGCUGCGGCGCUGACGCUGUGCAAGUUUAUGUGUAUCUCGUCCGAGUACUGUGAAGCGAAUCUUGGACUGCUGUUGCAUAUACUUCGUACUUCGAAGGAUGCCGUGGUACGUGCUAAUGCCGUGAUUGGCCUCGGUGAUGUCGCUGUGUGCUUCGGUACACUCGUGGACGAGAAUAGCGAGCGACUUUUUGCCGGACUGGGCGAUGCGGACUUGGGUGUGAAGAAGAACACGCUGAUGGUGCUGACGCACUUGAUUCUGAACGGUAUGAUCAAGGUGAAGGGCCAGCUGGGUGAGCUGGCCAAGUGCCUCGAAGAUGACGAGAUGCGCGUGAGCGACUUGGCGAAGCUCUUCUUCAGUGAGCUAGCCAUGAAGGAGAAUGCCGUGUACAACCAUCUACCGGACAUUAUUAGUCAUUUGUCUACGGGCGAGCAUGCCGUCGACGAGACGACGUUUAUGAAUACGAUGCGUUUCAUUUUUACCUUUAUUGACAAGGAGCGUCAGGCAGAAAAUGUGAUUGAAAAACUUUGCCAACGCUUCCGCCUGACGACGGAAGAGCGGUCGUGGCGCGACAUUGCGUAUUGUCUCUCGCUUCUACCAUAUCGGAGCGAGCGUUCCAUCAAAAAACUCGUCGACGCCCUGCCAUUUUAUCAGGAUAAGCUGUAUGUGCCUGAGGUGCACCAGCGCUUUACCGAGAUCCUGACAAAGAUGCACCAGGGUAAAGUGAGUGCGGCUGCCAAGGCCGGCGACACGGAUCUGCGAGAAUUUGAAGAUGCUCUGCAUCAGGCGGCAGCGCAGGGCACACAGGACCAAGCCAUGGAAGAGGCGACGCAUGCCCAAGCUGCCAAGUUGGAAAAGCGGCAGGCGCCUCAGACUAGGCAUCGGACACGACGUGCGCGGCAAACUCGGCCAGCGCAUCCUUAA